This is a messenger RNA of Sapajus apella (tufted capuchin), 930 nucleotides long. Its product is annotated as olfactory receptor 1052-like. Bases 166 to 930 code for a protein of 254 amino acids. Gene Ontology annotation, molecular function: olfactory receptor activity; G protein-coupled receptor activity; odorant binding. Gene Ontology annotation, cellular component: membrane. Gene Ontology annotation, biological process: sensory perception of smell; G protein-coupled receptor signaling pathway. The transcript has a single exon. Lineage: Eukaryota; Metazoa; Chordata; Mammalia; Primates; Cebidae. The record is from RefSeq and is a predicted model, not a curated record.
UGGAAUCAUACAGGUGUGAAGGAAUUCCUCCUGGUAGGGUUAACUGAAAAUCCUAAUUUGCAGAUCCCACUCUUCUUGCUUUUCACUCUUAUUUAUUUCAUCACUUUGGUGGGUAAUCUGGGCAUAAUUAUCUUGAUCUGGUUAAAUGCCCAACUUCAUACUCCAAUGUACUUCUUCCUUGGCAACCUCUCCUUUUGUGAUAUCUGCUACUCUACUGUCUUUGCUCCUAAGAUGCUAGUCAAUUUCCUAACAAAACAUAAGUCCAGUACAUUUUCUGGCUGUGUUCUACAGAGCUUCUCUUUUGCAGUAUAUGUAACCACAGAGGGCAUUCUCCUCUCCAUGAUGGCUUAUGACCGUUAUGUGGCGAUAGCUAAUCCCUUGUUGUAUACAGUCAUUAUGACCCAAAGAGUUUGUAUACAGAUGGUCCUUGCAUCUUACUUAGGUGGGCUCAUUAAUUCCCUGACACACACAAUAGGAUUGCUGAAAUUAGACUUCUGUGGUCCUAAUAUUGUGAAUAAUUAUUUCUGUGACGUUCCUCCUCUUCUGAGACUUUCUUGCUCUGAUACCCGUAUCAAUGAAAUGCUGCUUUUGAUCUUCUCUGGGCUCAUUGCAAUGUUCACUUUCAUUGUCAUUAUGGUAUCUUAUGUUCGCAUCAUCAUUGCCAUCCAGAGAAUCCACUCAGCUGGAGGAAGUUUCAAAGCCUUUUCCACUUGUGCUUCACACCUGGCCACUGUGACCUUAUUCUAUGGGUCUGUGACUUUCAGUUACAUCCAACCCAGUGCUCAGUAUUCCCUGGAACAGGAGAAGGUCUCGGCUGUGUUUUACACAUUGGUGAUCCCCAUGCUAAACCCACUUAUUUAUAGCCUGAGAAACAAGGAUGUAAAAGAUGCAGCAAAAAGGUCGUUAUGGUGGAAUAGAAACCCCACUUGA